Messenger RNA from Cutaneotrichosporon cavernicola, 1746 nucleotides. RefSeq lists its product as uncharacterized. Gene Ontology annotation, biological process: sphingosine biosynthetic process; phosphorylation. Gene Ontology annotation, cellular component: membrane; cytoplasm; intracellular membrane-bounded organelle. The coding region runs from base 1 to 1746 and encodes 581 amino acids. The record is from RefSeq and is a predicted model, not a curated record. Lineage: Eukaryota; Fungi; Basidiomycota; Tremellomycetes; Trichosporonales; Trichosporonaceae. The transcript is spliced from 5 exons.
AUGGCCAACAAGCAGGACAUCCCGGUUAUCAUUCAUAACGGAAAGCGUGGCCUCCUCACACUCGAGGAUGGCCGCCUAGACGUCCUACAGCUGAGCGCAGAUGGGCGACCACCCAAGCAUCUCCUAUCUUGUCCCGUGCGCCUCCUUCUGCGAGCGCAACUAAGCCCGGAGCCGCCCUCGGCGGGGGCGAAUGGCCCGAAGCGCAUGCUCGACAUUCACGCGCUUGUCCAGAAGAGCGCAAACAGCAACCACCUUCGGUACACAAAGAUCCGCGUGCUUGUUGAACCAGCGCAUUCCGUUGACGCUGAGCAAUGGGUUGACCAGUUGAUGGCUGCCGCCUACCCUGUCACCAAGCCAUACCGCAACGUACUGCUGCUCAUCAACCCAGUGAGCGGCAAGGGCAAGGGCGUCGCCAUCGCGAAUCAUACCAUCAUCCCCACCCUCGAGGCAGCAGGAUGCAAGGUGGAUGUGCGCCAGACCGAGUACCGGAAUCAUGCAGAGGAAAUCUGCAGGGAUGCGGACCUUUCAAUGGUUGACGUGAUCGCCGUCGCGUCAGGUGACGGCGGUUGCUACGAGGCGUUUAAUGGUCUAGCAAUGCGUCCCGAUGGGCGCAAGGCGUUACGGAUACCCCUUGCCCCGCUCCCGACCGGCUCGGCCUGCGCAGCUUGCACAAAUCUGUUUGGGCCCAAGAACACCUUCAAUGUCCUGUUGGCGACCCUCAACGUCAUCAAAGGCCAACCAAUGCCCAUUGAUCUCCAGUCUGUCGUGCUUCUGCCCUCUCUGGAGCGCCGCGUGUCGUUCCUCAGUGUCGCGCUGGGUCUCAUGGUCGACCUCGACAUUGGCACGGAGAAUCUCCGGUGGAUCGGCGACUCGCGGUUCCUAUACGGCUACUUGCGCGGAAUAAUGCAGAACAAAUCCUGCAAGGCACGUAUCCAGCUCAACAUUGUCGAUGAUGACAAGGAGAAAAUGGCGCGGGAAGCCGUAGAGGCAGCAGCCGCGGACCGCGGCCCGAAAACCGUUGGGGGUGGCACCGACCCCCUUCAGUUAAUUCGUGGUGUGCAGACAAUGUCGGUUGCAAGCCAGGCCGUUGCCAACGGUGACGGAUACGGUGAUGGUCUCACGCCGAGCGGUAGCCGCAAGAGUUCGGGGUUAUCAGCCAAGCCUAUUGGCAGUUUGAUGCCAGCUGAUGCUGCCAGUCCCGCUCCAGUAAACGGUGCCGUCAACGACGAUGAGAGGUUGCCACUUGCUGACCUCCUGGAACCGACUGAGGCGUGGGUUACGGUCGACUCGAGUGGGAGCGCGCGACAUGAUCCGCAGUCGGCAACGCAGAACGCGUGGUCGGAGGGUGAAGCAAUGCUGUUCCUCUACUCUGGUCUCAUGCCUUACGUCGCUCGUGAUCUGAAUCAAUGGCCUGUCAUUCGUGCCGGAUCGGGUGUGAUAGACAUUGUCCUGCAGCGAUGCGCGGCUCGCAGUGUCAUGCUUGGUCAGGCCACAGAAGGCGCGUCUGGACGUCCGUACUGGUUGAGCAGCCAGUGUUACUACAAGGUGCUCGGGUACACGGUUGAGAACCUCGACAAGAAGGGACAGCCCAAGCUCACCAUCGAUGGCGAGGGAUACGACUGGGACAGCUUUCACGUCGAGGUGCUGCCGCGCGCAGCCACGCUACUGGCGCUCGAUGGACAUUACUACCAGGCCGAGUUUCUGUUGCAGGCGCCGGGUGCGGCUGCGACGAAGCCUGAUAAGUAG